Messenger RNA from Mycena citricolor, 9098 nucleotides. The record is from the annotation of a GenBank genome assembly. Lineage: Eukaryota; Fungi; Basidiomycota; Agaricomycetes; Agaricales; Mycenaceae.
GACUGUAACUCUUCUCACUCUGUUGACUUUGCCCAGAUCGUCUCCCCCUUGAUACAGCUUGUGUGAGCUUGGGACUGAUACCCAUUUCAUUCCCUGCUUUGACUCCUGAUUGUUAAUGGACUUGCGCAACAACCGGAGGAAUUUGAAGUCCUUGACCCGAUCCAAAACCAAGCCGGUGACAUAUCAGCGCUCAGAGUCAUCGAGAUGCUUCUAAGAGCGUGUUUCCACAAGAGCACAUAUUACUAUGCGGGUGGACCUUUCUAGCCCGAUGCAUUUUUCUUAACUCUUGCGUCUACUUUCCCGCUCUUGUGCAAUCUUCACAUUCAACUUCGUCGCACAAGAUGUCUUUCUCUUCAUCAGAUUCGAGUGCCAAGCACCGUCUCUUCCUUUUAGACGCUCUUUCUUAUCCGCCACUUUCACUUGGACAGAAUUCACUUGAACAGAACGCGCCGGCCGCAGCUCCUCUUUCGCAGCUGGAAGACUAUCGCGAGACUUGCUCCUUGCCAGAUACUCCGCGGCCUCUAGCAGAAUGGCAUCGUCCCCGGGCCAAGUCGUACGGCGAAGCACUGGCACCAGAAACACUGGAAUUGAUCCAAGACUUCGAAUCACGUAUUGCAGUGCUGGAGUCGCGCCACACGAGCAUAUCGAUGGAGCUCGAGGAGUCGCGCGAUGCUCUCGAGAAAGAGCGCUCGUUCCGCCAUUCGAGCGACCGCUUCUCCACGCUGUUACAUACCCGUUUUUCCGUGGACGGCACGGAAAGCGACCAAAGCGAUGCUGACUACGAACGCGGUCUCCGCGAGGAGCUGCAAGAGACCGUCAAAAAAUUCGGGCGCAGUAUGCUGUCGUGUCUCGUGCAUUGCGUGACAAGGAAGACGAAUGUUCCGCGAUGAGCAAAGAGCUCGAAGCCGAGCGAGCAGCUCGCCAGGAUCUCGAGCAGGAGACGGCGCGUCUAUCUCUCCAGAACGAGACGCUCUUCGAACACAAUGUCCUGCUCGCAGGGCGCGAUGCCGCCCUCCAGGAGAGCAUUUCUUCGCUUGUGGAAAGGUCUCACGUGGAACAGUGGAUGCGGUGUGUUUUGCAGGCAGAGCUGCAGGGCCGUGCAGAGAAGGAUGGGACAUCUGCGCGAAAUCCAGAGCCCGACUGGGAUGUACCACAAAGCGAAUGGAAGGACGAGCGGGACCUCCAGGACGAGCUUGUGUCGACUCGUGAUGAGCUCGAGUUUGCCAAGAAUCGGCUCUCGAUAACGGAACUCCAAGUCUCCGCACUGCAACACCAGCUCUCCCAGUCCAUUGACUUUUCGACGCAGGCUUUGCACGCAGAAAGAGACCUUCGCGCUGAUCUGGAGAGCCGUGCACAAGCCAUCACAGCGGAGAACUUGGAACUGAAACGACGACUGGGGAAUCUCCUUGACGCCUUUCCUGAUGGGCAUGCCCCCAGUGCUUGGAUCAAGCGGUCACAUGCUACCUCACACCAGACGGGUGGGUUGCUUGAUCGCCCUGCACUCGAGAUGUCCUCCUCUUCAUCAGAAUCGAUGUCGAGCGAGGGGGACUUGCCGCCCCAGUCAACGGAUAUCCUGAGGGCGACUUUGUCGAAACACAGCAAACAUCUUUCUUGGUCGGUGCUCAAGCUGAAAGCCAACUCCAGCAUCUUUAUUGACCGCUCGACUGACCUGGUCAGUUGAUGGCUGUCGAAACAAAUAUUUUACAUUACAUGCAUGUACUCUGUCACUACACUCACAUUACUUACAAUUUAUCUUGCAAUUUCGAGUUCUUCGAGUCCCACUUCUUCCAAUCAAAAGCAGCAGAAGUCCCACGCGACAGAGCCCGACCCGACACGCCGACACGCGCUUUUCUGUUGCGGGCCGCGUCUUUAGACAGCCUGUCCAUACCGUCAGGCAAAGGAGGCGGAUUGAAACUGGAGAUGGGUCGGAGGUCAGUCGUUCCGGUGGAUCCUUCACUCUUUCGUCUAAAAGGAUUUCGAGCCAAUGGAGCGGACGUCACGGCCUGAUUUGUAGGCUCGGCUGCUGCCGAAUCUGAUAUUUUGCGUCGUUUCUCUGCCAGCGCUUGACUGUACCGAGCCAUGGCCGCUUUCUUUUCCUUGGAAAGCACGAGCACAGCCUCAGCGACUGGACGAGUUGCUGGGGACUGUUCUGGCCUCUCAGGAAGACGCCAGGGUGGCAGAGUUUUAUAGAGCAUCAGCUGCGCGCUUUCAGCCGAAGGCAACAGCGAGGACUCUGCUGGAUACACAUAUUUCCGGGGCAAAGUCUUGGGAGCGGGAAGUCUGUUGGAAAGGUAGAAAGACUUGGCUCGCUCUUGCAAGGCAUGGGCAAACAGCUCUUCCUCGGCCAAGUCACCCGGCCCAUAGUCGUCUGGGAUGUCCUCCAGUCCAUAGUCGUCGUCUGGGAUGUCUUCCAGUCCAUGACGGCCUAGGAUGUUCUCCGGUUCGUCGGGAUCAGACGACACUCGCCUUCUUCUUCGUCUUUUAGCCGUCAGCUGGGGCUCUUUCGGAGCCGAGCUCAGCACAAAAUUCGUCUUGCCUUGGGGAAAAGUAACACAUGUGUUUUCGGUGACAUACGACGCAGCAGGAGAUACCACACGUCGAGCGGGAUGGUAAAGAGUGUUGAUGUGUAAUGAGAAGACGUUCACGGAUGAGAAGACAUCAUCAGCCAGUGUACAUAGAACCCGGACGGAUUCCACCAGCGGAGUGGGAUGAUAGAGGGAAUGCUUCUCGAAUGUCGCAGGCUUGAAUGCGAGAGAAAAAAAGUGAUCUGAAUGGCAUUUCGUGUCACGCAAGUCUGCAACAAAAUCAGAUAGUUUGGAAUUCAAGAAAGACUUGUCUACCUAGAACACAGAGCAAUGCGAAGGGCAAGAGGUAGUCCUUGAUUUUAUCGUCGAUCCCUCGGCAGUGUCGAAGCCUUAGAAUGCGAAGGCUCCAGGGACCUUUCGGAACCACCGUCUCUCCAGCGUCCGAAAUCACACUGAUUCCUACAGUCUCAGAAAGGACUUUGAUCCCAAACGACGACAGCGCGGUUGAACUAACGUCAAGGGCACAGAGGUUAUGCAAACAUUUCAGAUUCACAACUGUCGUGUCUGAUAGCUCUGAGCAGCCGGGAAGCUCGAGCAGUGUAACCAUCGCAAAGUUUGGGGUGGGUUGUAUGCAUUGAAGCAAGGGGAUGUGUUCAUCUGACAAUGGAAUGUCGUAUGUCUGGAAUAUGGGUGGCAACUGGUCGUACAAUUGAACAAUCGUAGCCCAAAGGCGAGGGUCGACAAGGCCCCAAGAGAAGUCCGGCUGGAAAAGAGAGGGGAUGAGGGCGCGGAGGAGAUCAUAGCCCGCACUGGAUCGCGGGGGUCGGUAGUUCAAACGGACUUUGUUGAUGCUAAUCUGGUCGACGCCAUAUCGGGCAAUUUGUCCGACGCAGAACCAGCUGAGACUGGGGGUAUAGGGAAGAUUUACCGCUGGACGCUGUGCUGUGUACGGGCCCGGGAUAUACGGGGGAGGGUGUACGAACGCCUGCACGGAAGGAUCAUGGGUGUGCACAGCCCGUGCAGGUACCAGAAGAACCAUGGAUGGAUCCAAGCCGUGGAGAUCUAAGGGAAAGAUGCACUGCUUAAUACCGCUUACCGCCUCCGCGGGCCGCAGGAUGGUCACCGCUAUAACGCGAAGAGAGAAGAGCCCUGCGGAUGAGGCUGAGCGCGUAGUUUGGUCGUGCUUGAGAUCAGUGAUUGCCUCUCCAACGAUUUGUCACGUAUCCCGUUUCCAAGUUCUCUAUCCUGCUUCGUCCUGGCGCCGACAACUCACCUCUUUAACGCUUCUUCUGAUUGACCACAAUCCUUUCUUUCGUCUAACCCCUCCAUGUCCCACCCUGGCUACGGCCUCCAGGACCCGCGCGGCCACAACCCCUUCACGGAUCCUCGACAGCAACCUGGCAUCCAAUAUGGGCAACGAUCUCAGUACGAGGCAGAGUCCGACGAGCAGUAUGGUUCUGCCAAUGCAAGCACCACCCGUUUGACGGGGGGAGCUGCUUGGGACGCUGAGGCUAACCGUCGUUACAACCCAUCUGUGGACUCCCAUUCCAGCAUGCCCAGUAUAUCCCCCUUCGCGGACCCGGGCAACACAGCAGAGCCGUACCCCGCGUGGUCUGCGGACCGUCAAAUUCCUAUGUCGACUGAGGAAAUUGAAGACAUCUUUCUCGACCUCACUCAGAAAUUUGGGUUCCAACGGGAUUCUAUGCGUAACAUGUUCGACUUUCUGAUGCAGCUGCUGGAUUCCCGAGCGUCCCGUAUGACCCCGAAUCAAGCGCUCCUCACUCUGCACGCUGAUUACAUUGGUGGUCAACAUGCCAACUACAGAAAGUGGUACUUUGCUGCCCAGCUGAAUCUGGACGACGCUGUCGGACAUGCACAAAACCCAGGGCUCCAGCGUCUCAAGUCAGUCAAAGGGGGCAAGAAGUCGUUGGACAGCGCGCUCAACCGGUGGAGGAACGCUAUGAACAAUAUGAGUCAAUACGAUCGCUUGCGACAGAUUGCUCUCUUCCUCCUUUGCUGGGCGGAGGCCGGCAACGUUCGUUUCACGCCGGAAUGUCUUUGCUUCAUCUUCAAAUGCGCCGACGACUACUAUCGCAGCCCUGAAUGCCAGAACCGCAUGGAUCCGGUCCCGGAAGGUCUCUAUCUGAACACAAUCAUCAAGCCGCUCUAUCGCUUCAUGCGUGACCAGGGAUACGAGGUUGUGGACGGAAAGUUUGUGCGAAAGGAGAAGGAUCACAAAGACAUCAUCGGCUAUGACGACAUCAACCAGCUGUUUUGGUAUCCCGAAGGCUUGGCGAGAAUCAUCCUCAGUGACAACUCGAGGCUGGUGGAUCUCCCCCCCACUCAGCGUUGGAUGCGUCUCAGCAAAGUUGACUGGAACAGAGUUUUCUUCAAAACCUUCUUCGAGAAACGCUCCCGAUGGCAUCUGUUGACCAACUUCAACCGGGUCUGGAUCCUUCACGUCUCGUUCUACUACUUCUACACGGCUUUUAACUCUCCGCGGGUGUACGCUCCCCGAGGCCAGACCAAUCCCUCACCCGAGAUGACUUGGUCUGCGACGGCGCUCGGUGGUGCUGUGUCGACGCUGAUCAUGAUUUUUGCAACCCUGGCUGAAUACUCCUAUAUGCCGACCACAUGGAACAAUGCGUCGCACUUGAUGACCCGCCUGUUAUUCCUCGUCGUCAUCCUAGCUAUCACUGCUGGCCCGACGGUGUACAUUGCGAUGAUCGACGGCACUCAAAAGAACCAGAUUCCACUGAUCAUUGCUAUCGUCCAAUUCUUUGUCUCGGUGGUCGUCACACUGGUGUUUGGACUCGUCCCAUCUGGACGGAUGUUUGGUGAUCGGGUUGCGGGCAAAUCACGCAAGUACAUGGCCUCGCAAACGUUCACUGCAUCAUAUCCUGCGCUGUCAAGCAGCGCCCGUAGCGCGUCCAUCAUGCUAUGGGUACUCGUCUUUGGCUGCAAGUUCGUCGAAUCGUACUUUUUCUUGACGAGCUCCUUCAGUAGCCCGAUCGCUGUCAUGGCUCGCACGAAGGUGCAGGGUUGCAACGACAAAUACUUCGGCAGUGCUCUGUGCUCGAACCAGGUCCUGUUCGCGUUGGCGAUCAUGUAUGUGAUGGAUCUCUGCCUCUUUUUCCUGGACACAUAUCUGUGGUACAUCAUCUGGUCCGUCGUCUUCAGUAUCGCGCGCGCAUUCUCCCUCGGCUUGUCCAUCUGGACGCCUUGGACAGAGGUCUUUACAAGGAUGCCCAAACGCAUCUACGCCAAACUUCUUGCCACGGGUGAGAUGGAAGUCAAGUACAAGCCCAAGGUCCUUGUCUCCCAAAUCUGGAACGCCAUCAUCAUUUCCAUGUACCGUGAACAUCUACUUUCCAUCGAUCACGUGCAACGACUGCUGUACCACCAAGUGGAUGGACCGGACGGUCGCAGGACCCUGCGUGCGCCGUUGUUCUUCACAAACCAGAAUUCCAAGGCACCGUUCUUCCCGCAAGGGGGAGAGGCUGAGCGCCGAAUUUCGUUCUUCGCCUCAUCCCUCACGACGACAUUACCCGAGCCUCUGCCGGUUGACGCAAUGCCGACCUUCACCGUGCUCGUGCCCCACUACUCGGAAAAGAUUCUUCUCAGUCUUCGCGAGAUUAUCCGUGAGGAGGACCAGAGCACACGUGUCACUCUGCUCGAGUACUUGAAGCAGUUGCAUCCCAUCGAGUGGGACAACUUCGUCAAGGACACUAAGAUCUUGGCCGAGGAAACCGAGGGCAACGAGAAGAAAGUGGAUGACCUGCCAUUCUACUGCAUCGGUUUCAAGACUUCGUCGCCCGAGUACACGUUGCGGACGCGAAUCUGGGCGUCUCUGCGUGCGCAGACCCUGUACCGAACCGUUUCUGGGAUGAUGAACUACUCCAAGGCCAUCAAACUGUUGUAUCGUGUCGAAAACCCGGAUGUCGUGCACAACUUUGGCGGCAACACGGAGCGGCUGGAGCGUGAACUCGAACGCAUGGCACGCCGCAAGUUCAAAUUUGUGGUGUCGAUGCAGCGCUUCUCCAAGUUCAACAAAGAGGAGCAGGAGAACGCCGAGUUCUUGCUGCGCGCAUACCCCGACUUGCAGAUUGCCUAUCUUGACGAAGAACCAACUAAAGGUGGCGAGGCUCGCCUAUUCUCUGCCUUGAUCGACGGACAUUCCGAAGUGGACGAAAAGACCGGCAAGCGUCGUCCCAAGUUCCGCGUCGAGCUGCCAGGCAAUCCCAUUCUUGGCGACGGAAAGUCGGAUAACCAGAACCACGCGAUCGUGUUCUACCGAGGCGAGUAUCUGCAGCUCAUCGAUGCCAACCAGGACAACUAUCUGGAGGAAUGUCUGAAGAUCCGUAACGUUCUGGGCGAGUUCGAGGAUUUCAACGUGUCGAGCCAGAGUCCGUAUGCUCAGUGGGGCCACAAGGAAUUCUCCAAGGCGCCCGUUGCCAUCUUGGGUACCCGCGAGUACAUCUUCUCGGAGAACAUCGGUGUGCUUGGUGACAUUGCGGCCGGGAAAGAACAGACAUUCGGUACCAUGACGGCGCGUGCGUUGUCCUGGAUUGGAGGCAAGCUGCAUUACGGUCAUCCGGAUUUCUUGAACGCCAUUUUCAUGAACACUCGCGGUGGUGUCUCCAAGGCGCAGAAGGGACUGCAUCUGAACGAGGAUAUCUUUGCGGGAAUGAACGCCUUCGGUCGCGGUGGUCGGAUCAAGCAUUCCGAGUACUACCAGUGUGGCAAGGGCCGUGAUCUUGGCUUCGGCACGAUUUUGAACUUCCAGACCAAGAUCGGCACGGGUAUGGGAGAGCAGAUGCUCAGUCGCGAGUACUACUACCUGGGAACCCAACUCCCCAUCGACCGGUUCCUCACUUUCUAUUACGGACAUCCUGGUUUCCACAUCAACAACAUCUUGGUCAUCUAUUCGAUCCAAAUUUUCAUGUUGACAUUGGUCUACAUUGGAACUCUGAAUAAGCAGCUUGCGAUCUGCAAGAUUGAUACGUCUGGCAACGUGCUCGGCGGCCAACCUGGAUGCUACAACCUCAUCCCAGUCUUCGACUGGAUUCGUCGCUGCAUCGUUUCCAUCUUCCUGGUGUUCAUCGUUGCUUUCUUGCCCCUUUUCUUGCAAGAACUGCUCGAACGUGGGACCGGCAAAGCUCUGCUGCGUUUGGGGAAGCACUUUUUGUCGCUGUCUCCCGUCUUCGAGGUGUUCUCGACGCAGAUCUAUUCGCAGGCCAUUCUGAGUAACUUGACGUUUGGUGGUGCGCGGUACAUCGCCACGGGACGUGGUUUCGCUACUAGCCGGAUGUCGUUUGCCAUCUUGUACUCGCGGUUCGCCGGGCCCAGUAUCUACAUGGGCAUGCGUAAUCUCCUGCUGCUGCUCUAUGCGACCAUGGCCAUCUGGAUCCCGCACUUGAUCUACUUCUGGCUCUCCGUCCUCUCGCUCUGUGUUGCGCCUUCCUCUUCAACCCGCAUCAAUUCUCGUUUGCCGACUUUAUCAUCGACUACCGUGAAUUCCUGCGAUGGAUGUCCCGCGGCAACUCGCGGACCAAAGCCAGCAGUUGGUUACAAGAAGAAGAAGCUCGGCCAUCCCUCAGAGAAACUGUCUGGCGAUGUUCCGCGAGCCCCAUGGAACUCAGUGUUUUUGUCCGAGAUCGUCUUCCCGAUCUUCAUGGCCACCAUCUUUGUCGUUGCCUACAUGUUCGUCAAGUCUUUCCCUGAUCCCCGGACUGGCCAGAACCCGAGCGCGCUCAUUCGGAUCGCCAUCAUCGCUGUCGGACCGAUGGCCUGGAACGCCUGCAUUCUGCUGGCCCUCUUCUUCAUCUCGCUGUUCCUGGGCCCGAUGCUCGAGUCGUGGCCCAAAUUCGGUGCUUGGAUGGCCUCAAUAGCACACAUUUUGGGUCUGGUUGGAAUGGUUGUCUUCUUUGAGUUCUUCUGGUUCCUUGAACUCUGGGAUGCCUCUCAUGCUGUGCUCGGUCUGAUCUGCAUCGUUGCUGUCCAGCGAGCCAUCCAGAAGAUCCUGAUUGCUGUCUUCCUGACACGAGAACUCAAGUCGGAUGAAACCAAUCUGGCGUGGUGGACCGGAAAGUGGUACGGCCGUGGGUUGGGCAGCUCAAUCGCCCUGUCGCAGCCGGCCCGUGAAUAUAUCGUCAAGAUCGUCGAAACGGGACUGUGGACCUCGGAUUUCCUGCUCGGCCACAUUCUGCUGAUCAUUAUGACACCCCCCAUCCUCUUGCCGGGUGCCAACAGGCUCCACUCGACCAUGCUGUUCUGGCUGCGCCCCUCUAAGCAGAUCCGCGCGCCGUUGUUCUCGAUGAAGCAGAAGAGGCAGCGAAGAUGGAUCGUCAUCAAAUAUUCGAUUGUCUACGUGCUCGUCGUUGCUUUGCUCGCUGCGCUCAUUGUUUUACCGGCGUUGUUCCGGAAUUCGAUCACGUUCCACUGCACGCUGUGCUCUCAAAUCUAACGAACUUACCUGCAUCUGGGGCUGCACUCAUAUACCUGACUGUGAUGCGUACACACCACUAUUUUGAGCCUGUAUUAUCAUAUUUUACAAAUUAGAGAGGAUUAUUG